Molecule: messenger RNA, 244 nt
Organism: Paramecium octaurelia
Lineage: Eukaryota; Ciliophora; Oligohymenophorea; Peniculida; Parameciidae
Source: the annotation of a GenBank genome assembly
GGCUAUGCCAUUUACACAUGACCAGAAGGAAGGGUAUGAGUAUUUAUAGAGUCCUAUUAGAAAUAUGAAGAAUAUUGGUCUAAUUACAAAUAAUAAGGAAAAGGUAGAUACAUAUUAUCUAAUGGGAAGUGUUAGUUAGGAAUGCGGGAUAAAUGAAGAAGGAUAAAAUGGUUGGAUAUUUCUGAAUAGAGCUUUAUUUGAAACCUAAGGAUUGCAAUUCUUAUGUGUAACUAUCUUUGGGUGA